This is a messenger RNA of Ciona intestinalis (vase tunicate), 1874 nucleotides long. RefSeq lists its product as uncharacterized. The record is from RefSeq and is a predicted model, not a curated record. Lineage: Eukaryota; Metazoa; Chordata; Ascidiacea; Phlebobranchia; Cionidae.
UGGUAGUAAAUACGUUGUCGUUUACUAAUGAACUAAAAUGCCAAAGAAAUCGGGUAAAAACUCAAUGCAAUAUAAUGCUGGGGAUCUUAUAUUCGCAAAAAUGAAGGGCUACCCCCACUGGCCAGCCCGUAUAGACGAUUUACCAGAAGGGGCUGUUAAACCACCCGCAAGAAAAUAUCCAAUAUUUUUCUUCGGGACUCAUGAAACGGGGUUUUUAGCAGCGCAUGAGGUUUACCCGUAUGAGGAUUAUAAGGAGAAGUAUGGACACCCAAGGCCUAGGCCAUUCUUCAAUGACGGGCUUUGGGAAAUUGAAAACGAUCCGACCGUGAUGUUCCGUGGACGUGGGAGCGCUGUGGUAGAGGAUAAAGUGGAAGGGGAAGAAGAAGCUCAGAGUGAUGAGGAACCUCAAGGAGCAGAGGAAGAGACGGCGGCCGUGGAGGAAGAUUUUGAUGACGAAGAUGAAGAAAGUUCCGAUAACGAGUCAAGCGCGGAUGAAUAUGUUGCUCCAGAUGCCGGGGUGAUGGUUAAGCCCUCUAAGAAGAAAAAGAUCCGGAGCGAGAGUCCGGAGGAUAGUGGGUCCGAUGCUUCAGAUGUGGAAGCACCUCCUCCAAAAAGAAUGAAGAAAGAGAAGAAAAAGUCGGAUAAGCCAAGAAAAUCUGAUUCAAAGCCGAAGAAAAGUUCGAAGAAAGUGAAGCCCCUUCCCACUGAGCUGUCGGAUGGGUUGAGUAGCUCGGAUGCUGAGAGUGGGGAAGAUAUUGUGUCUUCUUGGAAGAAGAAGGAUGCGGAGCGUAAAAAGAAGCAAGAGAUGGAGACAAUGAAAAGAAUUGACGAGGAGAAUAAAAAGAUGAAAGAAAUUGAAAAAAGUGCGAGGAAAAAACCUCGAGAGACUGAAGAGGAAAGCAGUUCAAAGAAAAAGUCUUCGAAAAAGCAUUCUAAAGAGAGAAAGAGGUCGAGAAGUGAAGAGAAAAAGAAGUCAAAACAGGAGAAGAAACGACACUCGAAACCAGAAGCCCCAAAGCCAGUUAAACGAAAAGUAACAAAGACCCCAAGUUCGUCUGAAAACGAAGAAGAAAUUGAAGAAGUGAAAGAAGAUGCAAGCCCUGUGGCUGAAGUGUCAGCUGUCACUGGUGAAUUACAACCACAACAGCAGAUGGAAAUCUACGAAACAAAGCUAAAAACAGCGUUGACCGUUGAGAAUCCAGAUAUAACAAAAGCGCUUGCGAUUUUAGACCAAAUUGACCAGAUACCCAUAACUGCUGCUCUGCUUAAGAAAUGCCAGUCGCUGGUUACUACUGUGAAAAAGAUACGAAGGUACAAAGCAAGCCAAAAAAUCAUGGACAAAUCGGAUAAGGUUUAUCACAGAUUCAAACUCGUGUUUACUGGUCUCGAAAACGGAGCUGCAGUCACAGCAGCUGCUGUAAACGCGGGUACCAAGGACAAAGAACCAGCUGCUGCAGAUGAAAACACAAACACGGAGCCCCCACCUUAAUAUAAUGCGACUUAACUUGUAAUGUAUAAUCAUGGUGCCCAUGUACUUGUACAUGGUGUGAUUUUAUGCCACCCCAGUAAAUUAGUUGAGUAAUUAAUAUUCUAUUCACUUUCAAAUCAGGUAAGUAUUUUAAAUUUGUUUUACCAUUUUAUUUUACUGCCUCAGUGUGUUUGGACAACCUACAAACAAUACAAUAUUAUAAAGUCACCAUUUAAAUUGGUAAACACUAAAAGAUUCACAGAUUUAGUUAAAUGUAUUUGUGGGUAACGUGUACAAAGUGUAAUUAGUGUAUUAAGCGUGGCAUUCUCGUUUGUUUCUUGUUUCCAAUCUUACAGAGCUUUAGCCUGUAAGUGUCCUUGUUUUUUUAAUACAGAAAUGUACAACA